AUGUCUAGUCCAGAAUCGGAUUAUUCUCCGCUUCUCGUGGCUACAUCCUUCUAUCUAUCAGUUUUUGUAAUUGCUGAAUUAACUCGUAAACUUGUCGACAAAUAUGAAACACCUGGUUCAUUGUUGUAUCAUUUUCUGAUGGAAAUAAUAGCAACAGCACAAAUGUGUACUUGUGUUUAUGAGAACGCUGUAAUUAUUCGACAUUAUGGCCUGCUGGGUUUCUUUUUUACCGUUGCUUUGCUUAUCUUUUCUGGCAGCUUUAUGAAUCGAGAAGCGUUUGUUUCUCCACUACAACCAAUUGAGCUGUAUUAUAAAGGAAUAUUUCCAUUGAAAAGAUUGUUGGUAACAAUAGCUGGAGAAAUGAUUGGUGGUUAUUCGGCUUAUCGGGUAGCCCGUUAUCUGUGGUACUGGUCAUUGAAUCUGUCGCCUGAUCAUGCUCUUUUUUACGAGUUUACAAGUUGUAAACUUACUUAUAAGGUGCCAUUCAUGUUCGUGCCUUCCUUCGAAGUAUUUGGCUGUUUUCUAAUGCGCCAUAUCCUUUUUCGCAUUCCCACAAAUUUUAAGAUAUUUAUGGUUCCAGCCGUUGUGUCAGCAUUUCUGACAUUUGCACUAGUAUUUGUGGGUGUUCCUGGACUUAAUCCAACGGUUGCUUCGUCGCGUCUACAAGGCUGUGAUGGACUAGAUACUAUUUGGUUUAUUUGGACAUAUUGGAUAUGUCCUACAAUUGGUUGGAUGUUAUCGGCUUUCAUGGAUGAUCGUAGAAUUACUGUUGCUGAAAAGAAAAUCAAAUAA
Messenger RNA from Cercopithifilaria johnstoni, 792 nucleotides. The record is from the annotation of a GenBank genome assembly. NCBI's taxonomy places the organism in Eukaryota, Metazoa, Nematoda, Chromadorea, Rhabditida, Onchocercidae.